UAAUUAAGCUGCCACCUCCUCCUUGGCCGGCCCUCCAUUUCCAGGCCCCACUCUGCAGCCUCCUUUACCGUCCGCCGAGCGGUAGGCACCAGUGGGUACUGACCCCCAGCACCCUGCCAGCGCCACCAGCCUCCUGCUCAGCACCCGGGUGCAGCCCACUCCAUGGCCCCCGAGAUGGACCAGUUCUACAGGUCUACCAUGGCCAUCUACAAGAGCAUCAUGGAGCAGUUUAAUCCCGCCCUGGAGAACCUGGUGUACCUGGGGAACAACUACCUCCGGGCCUUCCAUGCUCUGUCCGAGGCGGCCGAGGUAUACUUCAGUGCCAUCCAGAAGAUUGGGGAGCAGGCCCUGCAGAGUUCCACCUCACAGAUUCUGGGUGAAAUCUUGGUGCAGAUGUCAGAUACCCAGCGGCAUUUGAACUCUGACCUGGAGGUGGUGGUGCAGACAUUCCACGGAGACCUGCUGCAGCACAUGGAGAAGAACACCAAGCUGGACAUGCAGUUCAUCAAAGACAGCCGCCAGCACUAUGAGAUCGAGUACCGCCACCGAGCCGCCAACCUGGAGAAGCGCAUGUCUGAUCUGUGGCGCAUGGAGCGAAAGCGGGACAAGAAUGUGCGGGAGAUGAAGGAGAGCGUGAACCGGCUGCAUGCGCAGAUGCAGACCUUCGUGUCGGAGAGUCAGAGGGCCGCCGAACUGGAAGAGAAGCGGCGCUAUCGUUUCCUGGCCGAGAAGCACCUGCUACUUUCCAAUACCUUCCUACAGUUUUUUGGCCGGGCUCGGGGGGUACUCCAGAACCGCGUGUUGCUGUGGAAGGAGCAGUCGGAGGCCAGCCGCAGCCCGUCGCGCGCCCAUUCCCCCGGCCUGCUGGGCUCGGUGCUGGGGCCGCCCUACCCCUCGGGCCGCCUGACGCCCACCCGCUUGGACAUGCCCCAGAGGCCUCUGGGAGAGUUCAGCUCCCCUCGCAGCCGGCACGGCUCCGGCUCCUACGGCCCCGAGCCCACCGAGGCGAGGUCCGCGUCCCAGCUGGAGCCAGAGCGCCGGUCCCUGCCCCGGACGCCGUCUGCCUCCUCGCUCUACACCGGCAGCACCCAGCGCUCGCGCUCCAACUCCUUCGGCGAGCGCCCGGGCGGCUCGGGCGGCGGGGGCAGCGGCAGCGGGGGCGCCAGGAGAGUCCGUGCCCUCGUCUCCCACUCGGAGGGCGCCAACCACACGCUGCUGCGCUUCUCGGCCGGAGACGUCGUGGAGGUGCUGGUGCCAGAGGCCCAGAACGGCUGGCUCUAUGGCAAACUGGAGGGCUCCUCCACGAGUGGCUGGUUCCCCGAGGCCUACGUGAAGCCACUGGAGGAGGUGCCCAUGAACCCCAAGAACGCCUUGAACCCGGUGACCUCCAUGAACCCCUUGAACCCAGUGACCUCCAUGAACCCCUUGAACCCGGUGACCUCCAUGAACCCCUUGAACCCUAUGACCUCCAUGAACGCCUUGAACCCAGUGACCUCCAUGAACCCAAUGAGCCCUAUGAAUGAGCUACCUUCCAGGUCCUACCCGCUCCGGGGCAGCCACAGCCUAGAUGACCUCCUGGAACGGCCAGGCAACUUCGCAGCGUCUGUAGAGUACUGGGACAACACGCCCAUCUCCCAAAUCCAGAGCCGGGGCCCAAGCCGCGCCCCCAGCCCCACACCUACACCCGGCAGUCGCCGAAGUAGCAUGGGCAGCACGGGGGUAGCCAGUGACGUCAAGGUGAGCCCCCCUCCCCCCAGUCUGUCCUCAACCCGGGGGUUGUCCAGUGGGCAGGGAGACCAGAGACCAGGUAACCCUCCCUGCUUUGCCACGAAGUCUAGCAGUGGACCCUCCCACCCCAGCCUCAGUCUGUGCACGGAGGGGUGGGAUGGCCUUCUGAGUCUGGGGUGGAGGUGUGGGGGGGGUGGGGGAAGCAUUUGUCUCAGGGACUGGUGUCUUGCUGGUAGCACCAGAAAAGGCCUGUCCUCCCCGCCUCCCCAGGGGAGGCCAGACCAAGGUCCUGGGUUAGAGCCUGGGGUGGGCAGGCUGGGGGAGAGGGGAGACACCUCCCCAUACAGUCACCCCCGUCUUGUCUUGGGGGGCGGUGUUUAGCCCUGGAGAUGGUACUCUGGCCCAGAGGCUUUUCACGUGUGAACCUGCAGAAUGCCAGGGCUGCACCUGCCAGGAGCCUAGCACAGCAGGACCUCUGGUCCAGGCCCCUGCCCUUCUAGAUGGGGGCGGGCGGGGCAGGGGCUUGCUUGCUCGCCCCAAAACCUGGCCCUUCCU
Messenger RNA from Hipposideros armiger (great roundleaf bat), 2283 nucleotides. It is a transcript of the gene BAIAP2L2, whose product is annotated as BAR/IMD domain containing adaptor protein 2 like 2. The transcript is spliced from 12 exons. Gene Ontology annotation, cellular component: nucleoplasm; cytosol. Gene Ontology annotation, biological process: actin crosslink formation; positive regulation of actin filament polymerization; plasma membrane organization. The record is from RefSeq and is a predicted model, not a curated record. Gene Ontology annotation, molecular function: protein binding. The coding region runs from base 163 to 2109 and encodes 648 amino acids. NCBI's taxonomy places the organism in Eukaryota, Metazoa, Chordata, Mammalia, Chiroptera, Hipposideridae.